UUAUACGUAACAUUGAUGAAUGUCUUAUGAAGUUUACGAAGCAGUUCUAUGAAGUAGAAUGCAACUUCUAAUGUUACACGAACAUGGAGAUGAUACAAUGGUCAUGUGACUAAGGUACUAUGUUUCCUCAUUGAGGUACUUUCAAAAUGGUGGUUCGUUAUUACUCAAACUAAAAUUAAAAUAUAUAAGAUUACCAUGGAAAAUACUGUAAAUGAUUCAAGCAUAACAGAAGUUUCAUGUUUUGAAGUGUCUUAUAAUUUUCAAAAUAGUGAAACCUUGGAUGUUACUGAACACGAGUGUUCUAUUGAAGAAAGAUCAGUCUUUGUGCAAUCUAGUGAACAAAUUUUGGAAAACAGUGUGGGUUCAUUUAAUGGAAGAAAUUUUCAGGAGAGUGACUUAGAAACAUCAAGUAUUUGCGAAAACAGUACUGAAGAAUUAUCACUUAUACAAGAUAAUGUGGAGAGAAGGCACAUCCACAUACUGUCGCCAAUUGCUGAAAGGUUUCCAGCAGUUUACGAUUUUAUUGAUGAUGAACCACCGCCACCCGUAAGAGCACCUGUUUUGUGCGAAGAAGAUCUUUUUGAACGAAAUUCGGAUUCUAAUAGUACAGAUAAUUUGUCCAUCAUUAGCUCAACACUGCCAACAAGUGGAUCUUCCACACAGUCGGAACCUUUUGGGCAUUUGGAAUAUGAGCAUCCUAAUUUCAAGACUAGUACACCAGUUUCAAAGGGACGUAGAGAUAAAACCAACACAACGACUAUGAUAAUGAAAAAAGCAUGUUCUUUGGCCUUAAAGAAAGCUACGAAAAAGUGUGGAUGCGAAAGAAAAUGUACUUCUAAAAAAUUCUAUGAAAGAAAAGUUAUAAAGAAAUUGAGAACAUUAUAUUGGACUCUAGACACGGAAGAAAGGGAACAGUGGUUUUCUGGAAAAUUUGAAGACUUUCAACCAUCAUCUGAAAGUACAUGUAAUCAAAGGUUUACUUUUCGUAUAAAUGGGAAUGUGGUUUGUCAACAAGCAUGGCUACAAGGACAUGGUAUAACAAAGAGUAGCUUUUACAGAUACAGAACAAAAUGGCAGAAUAGUAACCUAACAAGAAACUCGAAAGCGGGCCAAUCUUUCAGUGAACAAAAGCAAGCAGCUAUCCAUUGGUUGGGAGAAUACAUUGCUCAACGUGGAGAAAGGCCACCUCAUCAACAAGAAGUCUGGUUGCCUUUUGGAAUGCGGAAGAAAGAAAUUUAUAUAGCAUAUAGAAACGAACAGAUAAUGGAUUUCAAUAAUUUUAUGUCUACAACAUCUUUUUACGCCAUUUGGAGGAAGUUUUAUAGUCAUGUUAAAAUCAGAUCAACAAAUCUUUUUACAAAGUGCACAACAUGCGUUAAACUUGACAGAGCACUACAUCUUCAACUGAAUCCGCAGAAAAGACAAGCUAUUUUCAGAGAAAAACAAGCCCAUCUUCAUCGGAUCAUAAUGGAGAAACUGGCAUAUUACCGUAGGAGAACGAUAUCUCGUAGGCGGCCUGACAGGUAUCUCAGUUUGAUAAUUGAUGGAAUGGACAAUACUAAGACCAGUUUACCACAUUUUAAAGAUAGAAAAGGAAAAGACCUUGCUUCAACCAUUCCGAUGAAAACACACGUAACUGGUGCCAUUAACCAUGGCACACAUCAAAAAUUUGUUUUCACUGAUAUUUAUCAGUAUAAACAUGAUUCCAAUCUGACGUUGAACAUCUUGAUGAAGUUAUUGUGGGAGGCUUCAAAGGGACGUCCAUUACCUCCAGUAUUGUACCUCCAGGCAGAUAAUUGCUUUAGGGAAAACAAAAACAGAUUUAUCCUUUCAUUUCUAGAACUUCUGGUCCAUCGUCGAGUUUUCUAUGAGAUUCAGUUGUCCUUUCUGUAUGUUGGUCAUACGCAUGAAGACAUUGACCAAAUGUUUAGUGUAUUUGCUGAUAGACUGAGGCACACGGAUGCCACAACUCUUCCUGAACUACAUCAACAUGUGUAUAAUGCACAGGAACUGAAUGGGUGCUAUAAUGUGAGCGGUUGGCUAGACCCAUGCAUAGCUGGAGUUAAAAGCCAUUCCAAGUCGAAUAUUUUUAGAUACAGAUAUGAUGAGGCAAAGAAGUUAGUGAAUGUAUACUAUCGAAAAAAUUCAGAACAGCCAUGGAAAACUCUCCGAAGAGGAUUUUUCAAAGUGAGACCAAAUGGGUUACCAUUGCUACCAAAUUCAAAUCCACCAGUACUCAUGGCCUCUUUUCACCUUUUAGACAUGGAUGUUUUAAAAAAGGGCAAUUCUAUCUGGUCAACAUAUUUGACGCAAGAAGCCAGAUUAUGGUGGACGAAUAAACUGUCUUUUAUACAGAAUAUGCAGAGUAACAAAUACCAACUGACACAAUAUUCCAGAAAGGGAUGUAUUUGGCGACUGAAUUCGUUUAAGCCAUAUGACAAAAAUGCACUUGAAGAUUCUGUGGAUGGCACUGAUCCCGUGCCAUCCGAUGUAAGACAGCUUCUAGCGGGCGAACAGGAAACACCGGAGAUUAUUGUCAAUAAUUGAUGAUGAGGACACGUACUCACGAUCUAAAGGAAUCAGUAUUGAUGGACCUUUUAAUCCAG
Molecule: messenger RNA, 2606 nt
Organism: Mytilus trossulus (common blue mussel)
Lineage: Eukaryota; Metazoa; Mollusca; Bivalvia; Mytilida; Mytilidae
Exons: 8
Coding region: 196-2547 (783 amino acids)
Source: RefSeq, a predicted model, not a curated record